Molecule: messenger RNA, 1353 nt
Organism: Rosa rugosa (rugosa rose)
Lineage: Eukaryota; Viridiplantae; Streptophyta; Magnoliopsida; Rosales; Rosaceae
Exons: 3
Coding region: 1-1353 (450 amino acids)
Molecular function (GO): RNA-DNA hybrid ribonuclease activity; nucleic acid binding
Source: RefSeq, a predicted model, not a curated record
AUGGGGUUCAAAAACAUAUAUGCCUAUAAUCUUGCCAUGCUUGGUAAGCAAGGAUGGAGAUUGUUUUCUAAUCCUCACUCUCUGAUUGCACAGUUGUAUAAAGCCAGGUAUCAUCCAACAUGUUCUUUUUGGGAAGCUGAAUUGGGAGACUCUCCAUCAUUCUCUUGGCGAAGCAUUCUCAGUGGGAGACCGGUGCUAAAGGCUGGGGUACAAUGGUACAUUGGCAAUGGAACUAACGUUAAUAUUUGGAAGGACAAGUGGAUUCCGAACUGCCAUCAGUUUUUGAUUCAGAAACCUCCAGGUUGUAUUUUUGAACUUGUCUCGGAUUUGAUUGAUCCCACUUCAAGACAGUGGAUCCCUGCUGCAGUUCACACGGCCUUCUCACCUGAAGUUGCUCAAAAGAAAAAAAAGGCUUUUACUCAGUUAAAACUGCUUAUUGGAUUGCUAGAGCUAGCCAAGGUACUAGAGCAUGUUCUCGCCUCUACUUCUCGUGGUGAUCCGUAUAAGGCAUUAUGGAAAACAAUUUGGAAUGCCAAAGUGCCAGAUACUUCCCAUAUUUUCUGCCAUUUCCCUACUGCUUCUGCUAUACUAAAUGCGCCUCCUUUCAACUUGAGAAGAAGCAUGCUGCCUAAUAUUGAGUUUAAGGAGUGGAUGCUUGAACAAGCACUGCAUCUCACGAAGGAGAGCUUUGCUAAACUGUUAAUGAUUCUGUGGGCCUUAUGGCAAAACAGAAAUAAUAUGCUGUGGAACAAUGUUCAGAAACCUGCAAAUGUGUUAGUCCUCAGCUCUUUUGCUUGGUUAGAAGACUUUACUAAGGCUCACAAGACUGACAAGCUUAGUCACCCAAAGCAGAAGAAGACUUGGACACCGGCUGCUGCAGGGCAAUGGAAGCUGAAUGUGGAUGGUAGUUUUCUUCCUAGCAGUCUGCAUGGGAGUGUGGGAGGUGUGUUGCGAGACGAGGCAGGAAACUUUAAAGCUGCCUUUGCCACCCCUAUACCAAAUGUGGCUGCUGCGAAACAAGUGGAACUCUAUGCGAUAAAAGAAGGACUGAAGUGGGUGUCAACACUUCAGAUCAGUAAUGUUGUGGUGGAAACAGAUUGUUUGGAAGCUGUCUUGAGUAUUGGCGAACAGCAAUAUACUCAGGUUCUUGAUGAAGCCAUUCUAGAUGAUAUUCGACAAGUCCUCCAGCAAAGAACUGAUGUUGUAGUACAACACACUCCUAGAGUUUGUAAUCGAGUUGCUCACUGUCUAGCAAACUCAGCAUAUGAAGCGAAUCAUGCUUUGGUUUGGCUCACACAACCUCCCGAUUUCAUUCUGGAGCUACUUACUGAUGAUUGUAAACAUUUGGGAUGA